CGGGACGCAGCGUGUCACUCAGCCCGCCUGUGACCAAUCAGUGCGCGGCUAAGCUCCUCCCUCCCGCCCCGGCAGGAGCGGCUGGGUCCCGGCGGGGUUCUCCUCUUUUCCGCUGCUCCGCUCUCCGAGUCCGGCUGUUUGUGCUCCCAGAGCUGCUCGGCUUUCCAUGGACAGAGGAGCGAUGCUGACCGCGGCUCUGCUGUGCUGCUGGAGCUGCACCGUGUGUGUGGUCACAGCCAUCCGGAGGACGGAUCUGUUCCCUUUCGGGGAUUUGAACGGAGAUUUGAUUCUACCAGAGGGCGACGAUGAGACAUCCAGAGCGCUGACCCUACCCAGACCCUUUUACUUUUUUGACUCCCCUUUUUCCCAACUCUAUGUGGCCACAAAUGGCAUUGUCUCGGCUCAGGACCUGCCAAUGGAAAAGCAGUAUGUAGAUGAUGGUCUGCCUACAGACUUCCCCGUUGUGGCUCCGUUCCUGGCCGACAUUGACACAAGUGGAGGACGAGGAAACAUUUACUACCGCGUUACUGAAACACCCAGCGUACUUAACAGAUUCGCUCAGGAGGUUCACCGGGGAUUCCCAGAUGCUAAAUUCACUCCCACACACGCCGUGGUGGCAACGUGGGAAAACGUCGCUGCGUAUGAAGAACAAACUCGAGCCACUGGCGCGACCAACAAGGUCAAUACGUUCCAAACUGUGAUUGGAUACGAUGAAACCGACUCGUACGUUCUCUUCCUUUACCCUGAAGAUGGACUCAACUUUUUUGGGACGCGACCCAAGGAGUCCUAUAAUGUGGAGAUAGAGUUUCCUGCUAGAGUUGGCUUCAGUAGAGGAGAAGUUUCAUUUUUAAUCAUUUCCAAAACCGAUGGACCUUUUUACAGCGUUGCCCAAGAUGAAAACGGUGUUAAAAGGCUUUCUCAGGUUGGAAACACUGGCGUUCCAGGUGUUUGGCUCUUCCACACUGGAAAACGGUUUUCUUUUAAAGAGAUCACUCCUGCAUCCAUUGGCGGUCUCCUUGCUGUCCCCCCUACUGCUGGUUAUGGCCUCUAUCUGGACACAACCACUCCAGAAUACGGGUUUGAUGAUUACAACUUUGAGCCAGAGAGCCAGGAGGAAGUGGAUGCUGCUGGUAGUCCCGACGCUCCAAAUGCUCGAUCGGAAGACUCCAAUCGCCAGUUAUCGUACAACAGAGAAGACGUGCCAUUGGCCUUGGAGCCGGUAGAAAGGCAGUACACUCCACCCAGGUUUCCACUGACGGUUCCAGAAGGGCGCACUCAACGGGUCGAGGAACAGCAACCACAGCUUCCUUUGGAGGUGGUGGACGUCUACCCCCCUCUGAGAAGCAACCCGCCCCUCUCCCCUGGAGGUCACGUCGUCAGCGUGGAUGAAGAUGAUGUUGACUUUGACACAGGAGUGAUCCAGUACACUACAGAGAACAAGGAAACAUGCGCCAGGUUCCAGCUGCAAUGUUCCCAGAAUGCAUUCUGCUCAGAUUACCCCACAGGAUUUUGCUGCCACUGCCGACCGGGCUUCUACGGAAAUGGCCGCCAUUGUCUGCCAGACGGCGCUCCUCAGCGUGUCAGCGGGAAAGUGAGAGGCACGGUGACGGUGGGUUCGACUCCGGUUGAGCUGAACAACAUCGACCUUCACGCCUACAUCGUGGUUGGAGAUGGAAGAGCUUACACAGCCAUUAGUGAGGUACCGGAACCAGUGGGCUGGGCCAUGAUGUCGGUUUCACCAGUGGGAGAGCUUUUCGGUUGGCUGUUUGCUCUGGAGCUGCCCAAUAGCCAAGCGGGAUUUAAAAUCACAGGUGCAGAGUUCAGUCGUCAUGCUGAGGUGGUGUUUAGCCCCGGCAACCAGCGCCUGUCCAUCACGCAGACGGGCCGCGGCCUUGACGAACACAACCACCUCAGUGUGGAUACUGUCAUUAAUGGCAAUGUUCCAUUCGUUCCACCUGGAGCUGAAGUUACUAUGAAGCCCUUCAAGGAGACCUACCAGUACUACCCGUCUGUCGCCGCCUCCAGCUCUGUCAGGGAGUUUUCUGUCGGUUUCCCUGAAAAGGCCUCAGAGUCUCACACGUUCCACCUGAAGCAGAACAUCACCUACCGCGACUGUCGCCACGGAAACCGGGCUGCCACCCCGGAGACGCUGGAGAUCAACAUGGAGAGGGUGUUUGUGAUGUACGUCAAGGAGGAGCGAAGCCUGAGAUACGCCAUCACCAACAAGAUCAGCCCGGUUGGAGAUUCGUCGGAGGUUGAACUGUUGAACCCCUGCUAUGCUGGGAACCAUGACUGCGACACGACAGCACUAUGCAUCCCACUGGAGGGCCAAGCUUUCCGGUGCCAAUGUGCUACUGGCUAUAGAGGAGAUGGACAGAACUGUUACGACAUCGAUGAGUGUGCAGAGGGUUUGAGCUCGUGUGGCGAUUAUUCCCAGUGCCUGAACCUUCCCGGGACGCACCGCUGCCAGUGCCUGAGCGGCUUUGAACUGGACUUCGAAAGCCGGACCUGUGUUGACAUAGAUGAGUGCAUCUCGUCUCCAUGCCACAUCAGUGCCAGAUGUGCCAACGCCCAGGGCUCCUUCCAGUGUCAGUGCCUGCCUGGGUUUUACGGCGACGGUUUCCACUGCUCCCCGGAUCGCCAGAGGAGUCAGUGUGAGCAGCACAGAGACAGUUUACAGAGUGGAGGACAGCCGAGUGUUGGAGCCUACAUCCCUCAGUGUGAUUCUGAUGGGCAGUAUCGACCUCGCCAGUGCCAUGGUUCUACAGGACAUUGUUGGUGUGUGGACAGUAGAGGACAGGAAAAACCCGGAACCAGGACUCCUCCUGGUGCCGCACCGCUAGCCUGUGAUUCAUUAGAGCGUCCAAAGACUCAGUGUGAACUUCACAGAGACAGAAUCCAGACCAGCAGUCCAGAUGGAUUCCCUCUGGCUGGAGCCUACGUACCUCAGUGUGAUGAAAAUGGACAGUACAGGCAACUACAGUGCCACAGCUCUACUGGAUACUGUUGGUGUGUGGACAGCCGGGGAGAAGAACGCCCAGGAACCCGAACCCCGCCUGAUACGCCGCCCGCAGACUGCGACAAACCGGAGCGUCCAAAGACUCACUGUGAGCACCACAGGGAGAGCAUCCAGACCAGAUCAGAUGGAAAUCCUCCUCCUGGAGCCUACAUGCCUCAAUGUGACCAAAAUGGACUCUAUCUACCAGAACAGUGCCAUGCUUCUACUGGAUAUUGUUGGUGUGUGGACAGUAGAGGAGAGGAGAGAGUCAGAACCAGGACUGGACCUGGUUCACCUCGUGUUGACUGCAGAACAGAGCGUCCAAAGACUCCCUGUGAGGACCACAGGGAGAGCAUCCAGAUCAGAUCAGAUGGAAAUCCUCCUCCUGGAGCCUACAUACCUCAAUGUGACCAAAAUGGACUCUAUCUACCAGAACAGUGCCAUGCUUCUACUGGAUAUUGUUGGUGUGUGGACGGUAGAGGAGAGGAGAGAGCUGGAACCAGGACUGGACCUGGUUCACCUCGUGUUGACUGCAGAACAGUUGAACCAGAGCGUCCAAAGACUCACUGUGAGCAUCACAGGGACAGCGUCCAAACCACCAGUCCAGAUGGACUUCCUCUAGUUGGAGCCUACGUACCUCAGUGUGAUGAAAAUGGACUCUAUGUACCACAGCAGUGCCAUGGUUCUACUGGAUAUUGUUGGUGUGUGGACAGUAGAGGAGAGGAGAGAGCCGGAACCAGGACUGGACCUGGUUCACCUCGCAUCAAUUGCAGAACAGAGCGUCCAAAGACUCACUGUGAGCAUCACCGGGACAGUGUCCAAACCAUCAGUCCAGAUGGACUCACUUUAUUUGGAGUCUAUGUACCUCAGUGUGAUGAAAAUGGACUCUAUGUACCACAGCAGUGCCAUGGUUCUACUGGAUAUUGUUGGUGUGUGGACAGUAGUGGACAGGAGAGAGCCGGAACCAGGACCGGACCUGGUUCACCUCAUGUAGACUGCAGAACAGAGAAACCAGAGCGUCCAAAGACUCCCUGUGAGGACCACAGGGAGAGCAUCCAGACCAGAUCAGAUGGAAAUCCUCCUCCAGGAGCCUACAUACCUCAAUGUGACCAAAAUGGACUCUAUCUACCAGAACAGUGCCAUGCUUCUACUGGAUAUUGUUGGUGUGUGGACAGUAGAGGAGAGGAGAGAGCUGGAACCAGGACUGGACCUGGUUCACCUCGUGUUGACUGCAGAACAGAGCGUCCAAAGACUCCCUGUGAGGACCACAGGGAGAGCAUCCAGAUCAGAUCAGAUGGAAAUCCUCCUCCAGGAGCCUACAUACCUCAAUGUGACCAAAAUGGACUCUAUCUACCAGAACAGUGCCAUGCUUCUACUGGAUAUUGUUGGUGUGUGGACAGUAGAGGAGAGGAGAGAGCUGGAACCAGGACUGGACCUGGUUCACCUCGUGUUGACUGCAGAACAGAGCGUCCAAAGACUCCCUGUGAGGACCACAGGGAGAGCAUCCAGAUCAGAUCAGAUGGAAAUCCUCCUCCAGGAGCCUACAUGCCUCAAUGUGACCAAAAUGGACUCUAUCUACCAGAACAGUGCCAUGCUUCUACUGGAUAUUGUUGGUGUGUGGACAGUAGAGGAGAGGAGAGAGCUGGAACCAGGACUGGACCUGGUUCACCUCGUGUUGACUGCAGAACAGUUAAAACUCCAUGUGAGGAGCAGAGAGACAGAGCACAGGCCAGCAUUCAGGAGCGUUACCCCGCUGGAGUGUUUGUCCCUCGCUGCGAUGCACAGGGGCAGUUCCUACCUCAACAGUGCCAUGGAUCUACUGGACAUUGUUGGUGUGUUGACAGCAGGGGACAGGAGAGAGCAGGAACUAGGACGGCACCUGGCGCCUCACCUGUAGACUGCAGUAAACCAGCGCCUACCAGUCGAGCCGAGAGCGUGUGUGAGAGAUGGAGGGCCAGUUUGAUCGAGCACUACGGACGGAAUCCGGACCCCCAGCAGUAUUUGCCUCAGUGCGAACCGGAUGGAGAAUUCAGUCCGGUCCAGUGUUACGGGGGGUCCACUUACUGCUGGUGUGUGGACCGGGAGGGCCGGGAAAUACCUGGUACUCGCUCACACGACGCCGUCAAACCAGCAUGCCUUCCAUCGGUGGCCCCGCCCACCGUCCUUCCCGUGACCCGUCCGGAUGUGACGCCUCCGAAAACCGCCGUCACUCUCCUCUACGCUCAGGGCCAGAAAAUCGGAGCCCUGCCUCUGAUAGGGAGCCGGCUGGACGCAGGGCGCUCCAAAACACUGCUGACGCUUCACGGCUCCAUUGUUGUCGGUAUCGCCUACGACUGCAAGGAAAAUAAAGUGUACUGGACAGAUCUGUCAGCCAGGACGAUCAACAGAGCUUCAAUGGCGUCUGGAGCUGAGCCGGAGAUGCUCAUCAACACAAAUCUGGUCAGUCCGGAGGGGUUGGCUCUGGAUGCCAAGCGCAGGUUGAUGUUUUGGGUCGACUCGAACACGGAUGUGAUAGAAAGUGCAAGCCUGGACGGCAGCAGGAGGCGGACCCUGUUCGACUCGGACCUGGUCAACCCGCGGGCCAUCGUAGUGGUCUCAUCCACCGGGAGUCUUUACUGGACCGACUGGAACCGAGAGGCGCCGAAGAUCGAGACGUCCACUGUGGACGGUCAGGGCCGUAGAGUAGUUGUGUCUGAACGCGUCGGGUUGCCGAACGCGCUGACCUACGACCUCUCUGCUGGGCAGAUCUGCUGGGCCGAUGCAGGCACCAAGCUUUUGGAGUGCAUAUCUCCAAACGGAUCCGGCCGCAGGGUGAUCAACUCUGACCUGAACUACCCGUUCAGCAUGGUCUACCAUAGCAACCAUUUCUACUUCAGCGACUGGAGGAGGGACGGCGUGAUCGCAGUCGACAAGUACAGCAGCAAGUUCACAGACGAAUACCUGCCUGAGCAGCGGUCUCACCUCUACGGCAUCACCAUAGCAACCACCCACUGUCUACCGGGGAGCCUCUAACGAAGGACCAGCAGUCCUUUGAUGCUACAGUCGCUGGAUGGAAGCAAGAGUUACAACCCUCACUGUCCUCACCCUCAAAAUAUAACCCAAAGUAAAUGUUUUGUAAAUUUGUUUUAUACCUCAUUUUUUUCUACUGUUUUGAGUUAUUUUGUUUUCUAUCAAAGCUACAGAACAAAAGAUUUUAGAAGUUUUUCACGAGUGUUUUCCUGUGACUUAAAGGGAACUAAAAAGUUGGAAGCAGUUAAUCAACUUUGAAUUUCACUAUGUUGGUGUAAAACGUUGAUGCUGGUUUGUGCCGCUAUCAUUUUAAAGAAAUUAAUGAAUGUUUCCAGAGGUCAUCGAAGGUCAACAGAAUCGAGCAAAUUUGGUCUCAAUCAGCUGUGCUACAAAUAUUCAAGCUACACAAAGAUAGCACAAUUAAUUUAUAUGAGUUUUGUUAAAGUCUUAAAUAUUAUAACAGCACAAACUAAAACAAUAGACACCAAUUUAAUUCUGCAGUAGGUAUGAUUCCUCCUGUCUUAAUUUAGAAUAAGUUCUGGUCUAAAGCCGGUUAGCCGUUAGCUUUAGCGACUUAUUCUAAAUACGAUGCAGAUCGUUAUCUACUACAGGUAAAAUAUUGACUGCGUUUAACUCAACAGAAACUGGAAAACAGAACAGUAACAGCAUCAGGGUUUUUCUGUGUCCAGUUUCUGUUUCAUGCAACUUCAGUGACUUUUGAAGUAAUUUGUAUGCUUUCUUAUUAAUAAUAAUUUGGAUUCAGCAGUAUUAGCAUUGCUCCAGAUAAGUUAAGUUAAGAUAAGGUAAGUUCAGCUGCAUGUCGCCAAGAACUACAAGAAAUGUUGGUUUUAUUUAGUGUUAUUUCUUUGCGUUUAAAAAACUGAAGCGCUUGAAUCUGCGGUUCGGACAUAAAUGGUGCCAAUCAGACUGAUGCCAGCAGCAAACCUGUAUUAUUAAUAAUAAAAUAAAUUUCUGAAACAAAAGCAGCACAACCCACAGAUCGCAGCAGCUGCAGUCCUGGAUUCCCCACAGGAGAAAAUGUCGUUUUAUUUUGCUGAAUAUUUUGACAUUUUAAACCUUUUCUUGUUAACGAGAUGUGAUAUUUAUAUCAAUAAAAUGUGAUUUGAUACAA
Gambusia affinis (western mosquitofish) is the source of this 7139-nucleotide messenger RNA. RefSeq names its product nidogen 2a (osteonidogen) (gene nid2a). Gene Ontology annotation, biological process: cell-matrix adhesion. The transcript is spliced from 46 exons. The coding region runs from base 167 to 6010 and encodes 1947 amino acids. NCBI's taxonomy places the organism in Eukaryota, Metazoa, Chordata, Actinopteri, Cyprinodontiformes, Poeciliidae. The record is from RefSeq and is a predicted model, not a curated record. Gene Ontology annotation, molecular function: calcium ion binding. Gene Ontology annotation, cellular component: basement membrane.